AUGGCGGGAUUAGUGACAUCCCCUACAUCGAUCCACCCUGCCCUCAGUCAUCCGACCGCUGGCGGGGAAACUUCCAUGUCCGAUGGGAACAUUGAUAAUCAAUCGUCAUCCACUUCAGGAUGUCCGCCCAGAUUCUCCCAGUCACCCUCCACAACCACCACUACUGCUGUGCAAACACUAUUGCCCUUCCCGCUUGAUCCGCCUCAACAUUUCAGCGAUGCCGAGCGGGACGGCGUCCUGCCAGAGCAUUCUGCUUUAGGCGUGACAAGCACCAGCUCUAUUAUAGACAACAAAGUGCCCAUUGCUAUGCGCGGUCACCACAAGAGUGCGCUUUCAAUUGAGUCCAUCCCCCGCCAGACUAUUAUGAAAGCUUUGGCCUCAGUUUCUCGCAACAAUAAACCUGAAGCACUCUCUCUACCCGCCAUGUUAUCCGCACAAUCCAACGCCGAGGGCCGACCCUCGUCGUCCUCGUCACAACGUCUUGCGGAUGCGUUGAAUGAACUCGCCAACCGGAACACACCCACCACGGCCUUGCCCGCUUUGCAGUCUCCCUGUUUCUAUCACCAACGGUUUGACGAUGCGGUCGACAUUGAUAAAGUCCUUGAGGAAAUCAAGAACGAUGACUGGAUGUCGCAUUCUCGUCUUGUGCAGACGGCUACCGGUGUGCGCGAGGUCUCGAAGCAGCUCCAGCGUAGGCCUAUCCGCAGAGCUGUGCGCAACAUCAUGAUCGUCACCAAAGCUCGCGACAAUGAGUUGGUCUUUCUCACGAGAGAACUGACAAUGUGGCUGCUACGAACGCCGCGCUACGGAUCUGACGUGGGGAUAAAUGUUUAUGUGGACGCGAAACUUCGGAACUCUAAGCGGUUUGGUGCUGCUAGCAUCGUUGAAGAUGACCCACGCUUUAACUCCAUGCUACGCUACUGGUCGCCAGAUCUCUGCUGGACUCAGCCGGAGAAAUUCGACUUGGUACUUACCCUUGGUGGUGAUGGCACCGUUCUUUUCACCUCCUGGCUAUUCCAGAGAAUCGUGCCACCAGUGCUAUCCUUCAGUCUGGGCAGUCUUGGCUUUUUGACUAGUUUCGAGUUCGAGAAGUAUAAGCAGCACCUCAACCGCAUCAUGGGUGAUGAAGGCAUGCGUGUAAAUCUUCGUAUGCGAUUCACUUGCACCGUGUACAGAAAUGGUGCAUCCGGCAACGAAAUAGAGGAGGGGGAGCAAUUUGAGGUCCUCAAUGAGGUUUUGAUUGACCGUGGCCCAUCCCCCUACGUCUCGAACCUGGAACUUUAUGGCGAUAACGAGCUGUUGACAGUCGUCCAAGCAGAUGGUUGCAUCUUUUCUACGCCUACCGGUUCAACGGCGUACUCAUUGUCUGCCGGUGGUUCUCUGGUGCACCCCGAUCUUCCCGCCAUUCUGCUUACGCCUAUCUGCCCACAUACCCUAUCCUUCCGCCCCAUGGUUCUCAGUGACACGAUGGCACUGCGCGUAGCGGUUCCUCGCAACUCACGUGCAACAGCGUACUGCGCAUUUGAUGGCAAAGGUCGCGUAGAGCUCAAGCACGGUGACUAUGUCACCAUCACCGCCUCGCAAUACCCUUUCCCGACAGUCAUGCGUACGGGUACGGAGUGGUUCGAUAGCGUGUCGCGGACACUGCAGUGGAACACCCGCGCCGCGACUCAGAAGGGGUUUGAAAGUAAGAGAGAUGGAGAAAGUCAUGACGCUGCCAAGGAUGAGGAAGAGCCUGAGUGGGACAUUGACACAGACUCAGCUUGCUAUGCUUCAGAGGAGGGCAGCGUUAGUGCUAGCCCGCUCAGAAGACAAAUGAGUCUCUUGGGCAUGUAG
Molecule: messenger RNA, 1836 nt
Organism: Truncatella angustata
Lineage: Eukaryota; Fungi; Ascomycota; Sordariomycetes; Amphisphaeriales; Sporocadaceae
Product: NAD(H) kinase
Exons: 1
Coding region: 1-1836 (611 amino acids)
Biological process (GO): NAD+ metabolic process; NADP+ biosynthetic process
Molecular function (GO): NAD+ kinase activity
Source: RefSeq, a predicted model, not a curated record